GUCCAGACCUUGCUUAAGAGGGUUAAGGCCUUAUCUAGGAAAGCUCUUCUCUGUCCCGCCUUCACCCCCUCCACCCUACCCUACCACUAUCUGAAGCCUGGAACCAGGGUGCACACACGUGUAUGAGUAUGUUUGGACAUAUGGGUGAAAACAACCCAGAGCAGCCUCCAUCGUAGCAGGUGCUGGACACAGGAGAGCAGCUGAUGGUCCCUGUGGACGUCUUGGAAGAGGAAAACAAGGGGGCCCUGUGGAAGUUUCUGCUGUCUGGAGCCAUGGCUGGGGCAGUGUCUCGCACAGGGACAGCACCUCUGGACAGGGCCAGGGUGUACAUGCAGGUGUACUCCUCCAAGAGUAACUUCAGGCACCUGCUGAGUGGACUGCGGAGCCUGAUCCAGGAGGGCGGCAUCCGCUCACUCUGGCGGGGCAAUGGCAUAAACGUGCUCAAGAUCGCCCCGGAGUACGCUAUCAAGUUCUCUGUCUUUGAGCAGUGUAAGAAUUUCUUCUGCGGUGUGCACACAUCUCCGCUCUUCCAGGAACGGGUGGUCGCAGGCUCCCUGGCUGUGGCCAUCUCCCAGACAUUCAUCAACCCCAUGGAGGUACUCAAGACUCGACUGACCCUUCGCUUCACUGGCCAGUAUAAAGGGCUUCUGGACUGUGCCAGGCAGAUCUUGGAACGGGAUGGCACCCGAGCUCUAUACCGAGGCUACCUGCCCAACAUGUUGGGCAUCAUACCCUAUGCUUGCACUGACCUGGCUGUUUAUGAGCUACUCCUGUGCCUGUGGCAGAAGUCGGGCAGGGACAUGAAGGACCCCAGUGGCCUCGUCAGCCUGUCGUCUGUCACACUGUCCACGACCUGUGGCCAGAUGGCCAGUUACCCACUGAGUUUGGUGCGCACAAGGAUGCAGGCGCAAGACACUGUGGAGGGCUCCAACCCCACCAUGCUGGGAGUCUUCAAGAGGAUACUGAGCCAGCAGGGCUGGCCCGGGUUGUACAGAGGCAUGACACCCACAUUACUGAAGGUGUUGCCAGCAGGCGGCAUCAGCUACCUGGUGUAUGAAGCCAUGAAGAAAACCCUGGGUGUGCAAGUCCUGAGCUGA
Molecule: messenger RNA, 1097 nt
Organism: Apodemus sylvaticus (European woodmouse)
Lineage: Eukaryota; Metazoa; Chordata; Mammalia; Rodentia; Muridae
Gene: Slc25a41
Product: solute carrier family 25 member 41
Exons: 7
Coding region: 204-1097 (297 amino acids)
Biological process (GO): transmembrane transport
Molecular function (GO): ATP transmembrane transporter activity
Source: RefSeq, a predicted model, not a curated record